CCAGGAGAAGAGACUUCAAGCCCAAAAACAACACAAAGAGUCAACCAAACACAAAUCCAACUAGAUAUCGUAUCAUUGUUGUCGAGUGGAACUAGACGCAAACGGCAAACUGAGUGAGAUAAGAACAAAAGGCAGAGAAAGGAAGAGAGAAAGAGAGACAGGGAGACAGAGAGAAACAUGGAGUGGUGUGUUUCAUUGCCAAAGGUAGAACUACAUGCUCACCUCAAUGGAUCCAUUAGAGACUCCACACUGUUAGAACUUGCUCGAGUACUGGGUGAAAAGGGUGUCAUAGUUUUCUCAGAUGUGGAACAUGUUAUCUUGAAAAAUGACCGUUCUUUAACUGAAGUGUUCAAAUUGUUUGACCUGAUCCACAUUCUUACUACUGACCACACAACUGUGAAAAGAAUCACCCAAGAAGUUAUUGAAGAUUUUGCCUCUGAAAAUGUGGUAUACCUGGAGUUAAGAACUACUCCAAAGAGAAAUGACUCUAUAGGAAUGACCAAACGUUCUUAUAUGGAAGCGGUAAUGGAAGGUCUAAGGGCUGUCAGUACAGUUGAUGUUGCUUUUGCACCUCAUAAUGUGGAUGCUGGAAGUCUUAGGGAAUCACUACCCAUAAAUGAUGCAUGUGACGGAAAAAGAAAAAGGAUAUAUGUUCGGCUUCUUUUGAGUAUUGACCGUCGGGAGUCCACUGCAGCUGCGAUGGAAACUGUUAAGCUUGCACUGGAAAUGAGAGAUUUAGGAGUACUUGGUAUUGACCUUUCUGGAAAUCCUGUUGUGGGUGAAUGGAUGACAUAUCUACCAGCAUUAGAGUUUGCUAGAGAACAUGGUCUUUAUAUAACUCUUCACUGUGGAGAGGUUCCUAAUCCGAAAGAGAUACAAGCAAUGUUAGACUUUAUUCCCCAGAGGGUUGGCCAUGCUUGUUACUUUGAAGAGGAUGAUUGGAAGAAAUUGAAACAUUACAAUAUCCCGGUUGAAAUUUGUCUGACUUCCAACGUUGUGACUGCAUCAGUUUCCUCACUAGAUGUUCACCAUUUUGCUGAUCUGUAUAAUGCAAAACAUCCGAUAGUCCUCUGCACCGAUGAUGCUGGUGUGUUCUCCACCAGUCUCUCCAAUGAGUACAAAGUUGCUGCUUCUGCAUUUGGUCUUGGAAAGAGGGAAAUGUUUCAGCUGGCAAAAAAUGCAAUUGAAUUUAUAUUUGCAGAUGAUGGAGUUAAGCAGGAUCUGAGAAAGAUUUUCGAUUUGGCCACUAAAAAGCAAGAUUUAUAAUGACAUUGCUCUUAGAGGGGCAUGUUUGCAGCCUGGAGGUAUGGGUAGCCAUGUGUCACCUGAUCAAGGAAAACUAGUCGUUAGACCAUGGCCAUGCAUUUAGAUGGUCAAUAUUUUUAUUUAAUGAUCUUAAUUUUAUUUAAUCUAUGCUGUGUUCAUGUGUUUUGAGA
Molecule: messenger RNA, 1436 nt
Organism: Quercus lobata
Lineage: Eukaryota; Viridiplantae; Streptophyta; Magnoliopsida; Fagales; Fagaceae
Product: adenosine/AMP deaminase family protein
Exons: 11
Coding region: 178-1266 (362 amino acids)
Biological process (GO): adenosine catabolic process; inosine biosynthetic process
Molecular function (GO): adenosine deaminase activity
Source: RefSeq, a predicted model, not a curated record